AUGUUUAAAUUUUUAUUGCCAACCACUUUGUUAGCUACUUUUGUAUAUUGUAGUGAACCAGGUCUAAAUAAUUCCUCACAUAAAGUUCGAAUAUCUGCAGGUUUAAAUGAACCAGAUGAAGAUUAUACACAACAUUUAUAUGAUAUUAAUCAAAUUUUAGCAGAAGAAAAUCGAAAUGAUUUUGAUAAUACAAUUUCAAAAGAAGGGUAUUCUUUUAUUAUAACAGAUUGGCAUGUAUCCAUAAAUAACGGUUCUAGACCUGUUCAACGAAUGAUAUUUAAUCCGCAAAAUAAAUUUAUAUUAGCUUCAGCAAUAAGACAAUAUAAAUUGAUAACGAUGAUAAAAUUAUAUGAAUUAAAUAUAUUCAAUUAUAGAUUAAAUCGUGAAUUAAAUUACAAAGAAUCAGAUUUUGGAAGUGUAAUGAACAGAUUUGCUAAUGAAUUAAAAGAUAUAUUUUUAAAAAAAAAUCGAUUUAUAUUAAGUAGUGCACUUAGAGAAGUGUAUAGAUGUUUGCACAUAAUUACAUAUAAUUCAACUAUUCGUGUUUCGGGGUUAGUUAUUAAAAGAAAAGUAGCUAAGCAUCUACAAUAUCCAUUAAGUUUUAAAUUCGAUAUUACAUUUGGAAAGAAAAGAGAAAGUCAUAUUCAUCUCGAAAGUUAUACUUUUUAA
This is a messenger RNA of Plasmodium berghei ANKA, 669 nucleotides long. RefSeq names its product conserved rodent malaria protein, unknown function. NCBI's taxonomy places the organism in Eukaryota, Apicomplexa, Aconoidasida, Haemosporida, Plasmodiidae. The record is from RefSeq and is a predicted model, not a curated record. The transcript has a single exon. Bases 1 to 669 code for a protein of 222 amino acids.